This is a messenger RNA of Durotheca rogersii, 762 nucleotides long. RefSeq lists its product as uncharacterized. The transcript has 2 exons. The record is from RefSeq and is a predicted model, not a curated record. Lineage: Eukaryota; Fungi; Ascomycota; Sordariomycetes; Xylariales; Xylariaceae. The annotation marks the transcript as partial.
ACUAGUUAGGCUAAUCUAUAGACUCGCGGCUUGGUAGAUGGAUAUUUCUAGAUGGGUGAGACGCCGGUGCUAAAUGCCGGAUAUGCAGAUGAGUAGGUAGACACCUGGAUGGAUGGGAUGGUAUGGAUGGCCGACUAGCUAGCUGAAUCCUUAUCCUCUGGAUCUUGGGGAAGCUUGUCGCUAGUUCCAUCGCCACGCCCACGAGCCCAUGCGGUCGGUUAAGUCAAGCGUCAUUAGGUAUAUUAUGCCUACUAAUUCGGUAUGUGGAUACCUAUUCAGUGGGAUGGAUAGAUCCAGGGGGGGGAUUCUUACUAGGCAUACUCUUACCCCUCCACUCCCUCCACCCCCUCCACCCCUGUUCUCGUACGUUUUCGUACCUGUAAUUUCCUGUCAUUUCGUCCUUUUCCGACGGGGACCUCGUAGUUAAGACGAUAUCCACGACCGAGGCGAAAUAAAUCGCCCAAUUUCUGGUGUCGCCUCUUGAACCUUCGAUAUAUCCCCAGGCCGCAGACUGAUGGAGACGAUACUAGUGUAUUUCGAAGCCAAGUGUCUAUGAUGACUCGUGCUAUCUACUGCUAGAAAUCUCCUAGGUUUAGGGUUUCUAGUACAAGGUCCGGGCGAAAGAAGAUCUAACGAUGUCAGACGAGAGAGGCAAGCUAGCGAGAAUUGCCAGUAGGUGGUGUAGAGGCGGGAGAGACUGUCGAAAAUGUAGCUGCCAGGCCCACCACAUCUCCCACAUUAUUAUCUUAUCCGCACAUCACA